Messenger RNA from Rubroshorea leprosula, 2238 nucleotides. NCBI's taxonomy places the organism in Eukaryota, Viridiplantae, Streptophyta, Magnoliopsida, Malvales, Dipterocarpaceae. The record is from the annotation of a GenBank genome assembly.
CAAUAUCAUCUAAGAACCAUACCCAUCCAAAUUUAAAAUGCCUCAAUUCGAGAUGUAUGAUGGCACUAAAGACCUUGAUGAUCAGUUGUACGCAUUCUACUCUGUUAUGCAAGCUCAAAAUGCCUUAGAUACCUUGAUGUGCAAAAUAUUCUCCUCUACAUUGCGUGGUAACGCUCGGACUUGGUACUAUAGUCUACAGUCAAACUCAAUCAGUUCAUACGCUAAGCUGGCAGCAUCUUUUGCAACUAAGUUCUCAAGUCGACGACUGAUAAGAAAGACAAUCUCCGAGCUUAUGCGGGUAGUCCAAAGGGAAGGUGAAUCUUUGAAGAACUACAUGAAUAGAUUCAACGAUGCUGUGUUGGAAAUCGACUCAUUUAAUCAAGUUGUGGGGUUAGCUGCCAUAAUUCAAGGUCUCAAGCACGAGAGAUUUCGAGACAACCUGAUAAAACAUCCUCCUACCACAUUUGAUGAAGCCAAUGAGAGAUCGUUCCCAUCUGUGUGUGAAAUUCUCCACACCCAUGGGAGUGGCGACCUUGAAAGGCAACCAAGAGGUGGCCAGACAUUGCUAUAUGACUUUGAAUUGCUAGAUAAUAGACCUAAAGAUCAGGUUAGGGUCACUUCAAUGAAGGAGAUAGAAGAGGUACAAAUUGAUGACAACAACCCCACUAAGAAGACACAGAUUGGGACUAAGCUGGACUUGAAAGAAAGAGAAGAGCUUAUUUACUUCCUAAAGUCGAACAAAGAUGUAUUUGCUUGGACCUCUACUAAUAUACCUGGAAUACCCACCUCGGAUUGCCAUCCCUUGCCGAGUAUAGAUAAACUAGUGGAAGUUGCUUCUGGAAGUAAAAAGUUUAGUCUUUUAGAUGCUUACUCAAGGUACCACCAGGUCCACAUGGCACCCAAGGACGAGGUGAAGACUUUCUUUUAUGCAGGGGAUAAAGGUCAAUCCCGAGAAGAUAAAGGAAAUAAAGGAGAUGAAACCAUUGAAGUCAAUCAAAGACGUGCAAUGCGUAGUUGGGAGAGUAGUGGCUCUACACAGACAUACCUCAGUUCACCACCACUGUUAACUAAGGUUAAAGGGGGGGAGAUUCUUUACCUUUACCUCGGGAUAUCCAACACAACAGUAAACUUGGUUUUAGUUAGAGAAAUGGGAAAGCAACAGAGGCCAGUGUAUUAUGCCAGCAAGAUGCUACAAGGAGCUGAGCUGAGGUACUCCAUAAUAGAAAAUGCUGCUUUGGUGACUUUGCAAAAGCCGGAGUGCUCAGGCAGACUCAUCAAGUGGGCAGUGGAGUUAAGGGAAUUUCAAAUCACAUUCCAACAAAAGUCAUCAAUCCGAGCUCAAGCUUUGGCAAACUUUGUGGUAGAAUGCGCAUCAAGUCGAGAGAGUAUUAACUCCGAGGUGAAUUUUACAUGUGAGGUCACAAAUCUAACCCUAUCCAAGUACUUAGCCAUGGUUUCUGAAUUAAAAUGCCGAUUUGAGAGAUUCCGGUUCACAAAAGUCCCGAGAACAAAGAAUGAGAAUGCAGAUUCCUUGUCGAAGCUAGCUUCUAAUAGUUCUAGUGGAAUGAGGUCCAGCUAUGUCGAGGUCCUUAGUGAACCAAGCUUUCAUAGGUUAAAGCUGAUAGAGGUUAGUGUUGAUCCAGAAACCCCCAGCUGGAUAGAUCCCAUUAAAGCCUAUCUCCGAGAUGGAACUAUCCCAAAUGACAAGCUAAAAGAAAUGAAGUUGUGGAGAAAGGCAUCUUGGCCGAGUAUGCCCUUCAUGAGUUGCAUGAAGAUGUAUGCGAGAGUCAUAUUAGAGCUCGAACUUUGGCCCACAAGGUACUCCGACAAGGACACUACUGGCCCAAUAUCGCGGUUAUCUAUAGGUACGGGAUAUCAAAUCAAAUCGUCAUUGACAACGGGUCUUAGUUCAAUUGCACCUCUUUCAAGGACUUUUGCUCUAGCUAUGGGAUUAAGUUGGUAUUCACCUCAGUUUAUCAUCCCGAGGCAAACAGAAUGAUUGAAUUUGUUAACAAAGUUAUCUUAGAAAGUAAUCAAGUUGAGGUUGGAUCAAUGUAAAGCUAAGUGGGUAGAUGAGCUCAAUAAUGUCUUUUAAGCUACUGAACUACGAGCCAGACAACUAUAUGCAAAACGUCCCACCAUUUGGCCUUUGGGACUGAGGUAGUUAUUCCUGUCGAAAUCAAUGUCUCAAGCUUGAGAGUUAGCCAUUUUGACUCAAGAUAAAAUGACCUGUUACUU